Molecule: messenger RNA, 3614 nt
Organism: Orbicella faveolata
Lineage: Eukaryota; Metazoa; Cnidaria; Anthozoa; Scleractinia; Merulinidae
Molecular function (GO): protein binding
Source: RefSeq, a predicted model, not a curated record
GAAAAGCUUUUAUGGAAAUUUGCGAUCGAGAUGAAAAAAGACCAGAUGGUCGCAAGGAAUCAGCUGAUUAUUCAUGACUUACUAUACGUUGAAGCAUCUUUAAGAUAGUGAACACAAUAUUUUGGUCACUACCGUUCCAAAGAAUUUGUCAAGUUUGACGCUUCACAGGCAACCAUGUUGUUGACUGCUCACAGUGUAAAAUAUUUUCCCGCCGGGCGUUUGUUUAUGCUGUGGUCUUUUGUUUCGCUGUGGUACUUCACUUCAUGUUCAUCUCCAGAAUUUUGCGACAAAGAUGGCUGUUCUGGGAUCAUUGGAAAAGGCCACCUGAAACGUUUUGGUGAACACAGACCAUCAGAAGGUGAAAUCACAAGCUUGAAAUAUGCUCCAAGUGGCGUUGACUUCUACCACAACUACAUUCAGAAAAGGAAACCCGUGGUUAUCAGGAAUGGUGCUAAUCACUGGCCUGCUGUACAGCUAUGGCAAAAUGAAUCCUAUCUGACAUCAAAUUUUGGAUCUGACAUUUUUACUGUGGAAUAUCGGAAGAAAUUCAAGAAUGAACAGCCGCUCAGGAAACCGCUAUCAUUUGGGGAAUUCCUGAAAAUAUAUAAAUCUGAUGAUGUUUACCUCGAUUCUUCAUUCUCGCCAAACAGUCCUAUGUUAAAUGACAUAAUCCUGCCUUCAGUUUUAAACUGCCAUGAGAUAUCGUCAUCAAUUGAUAGCCUUAAUUUAUUGUUUAAUAGCGGUGAUGCCAAUUCAGCCUUCCAUCAUGAUGGAUUGGAGAAUAUUCUUACACUCAUCUCUGGCACAAAGACUGUGUACUUGGUUAAUAGCACAUACAGCAAGGAUCUUUACGCUGAUAAGUUUACCAUUGUCCCAGGAGUGUUGUCGAUUGAUCCAGAGAAGUUAGACUUGGAGACUUACCCAACACUAGCAGAUGUGCCUUAUUAUGAGGUAACUUUGAAUAAAGGUGACAUGCUGUAUAUUCCUCAGUACUGGUGGCACUUUGUCCGGUCAUACAAUGCUCCUAAUAUUGCUCUCAAUGUCUGGUUUGCUAUAUUCAACUUUGAGCAACAAUUUCGUGAGGCUGGGAUCUCUGAAGAUACAGAUGUGACGAAGGUAACAGAGCUGUUUGACAAGCUUGUGCAGGGUGAACCAGACAAGAUUCAAUGCCAAGAGGAGAAGCACGCCUUGAACGCCAUUCUGAAAAUCAAUGCCAGUGACCCCAGCAGUGGACCGUUAAGGAUUCCAAGACAAAAUGAGAGACCAGCAGACAUCAAACUUGCAAGUGGAUACACAAUGCCAGUAAUGGGAUUUGGUACAGCUACUCUGAUGGAAAACACAACGGCUGCUGUUAAAACAGCGCUUGAAGUUGGCUACAGGUUGAUAGACACUGCCCAAGGAUAUUAUAACUCAGAGCCCCAAGUCGCUGAAGCCAUUGCACAGAGUGAAAUUCCUCGAUCGGAAAUAUUUAUCAUGACCAAGCUACAUCCCAGAUUUUUAGGAUAUGAUACAACUUUAGAAGCAAUUGAGAUGUCUCUGAAAUCUCUGAACACAGACUACAUUGAUUUGUUUCUAAUACACUCUCAACAGUGUGAUGACUUUCUUCUGACCUGUAAAGAAGAACCAAAAGGAACCUGGCAAGAGAGCUGGAAAGCAAUGGAAGAAAUGCAGAAGAAAGGAAAGAUUCGCAGCCUGGGCGUAAGCAAUUUUUAUCUUCAAGACCUGGAAGAACUAGUUAAGCUUGCCACAGUACCAGUGUCGGCAGUUCAAAACUGGUUUGACCCGUUUCAUCAAGACCGUCGGGUUAGAGCGUUCUGUGAUGAACACAAUAUUCGGUACAUUGGUUACUCUACUCUUGGAACUCAAUGGGUCUACUUCCACGGUUUGCAAAAGAAUCCCGUUCUAACGUCUUCGCUGAUUUUGGAGAUCGCCAGUCAUUACGAGUUUGUCGCUUCUCAAGUUGUCCUUCGUUGGGCGAUUCACAUGAACGUGACAGUCAUACCAAGAUCCAAGAACCCUCGAAACAUUUACUUGAAUUUCCGAGCGCUGGACUUCUCUCUGAAUGACGAUGAAAUCACGUAUUUUAACAAUAUCACUGACUUUGAAUAUCACCCUCUGGAACAGAAGAUGGAGAAAGGAAUGGCUUGCGCAAACAAGCAUUCAAACUGUGAGCAGUGGGCAUCCUCUGGUGAAUGUCAAGCAAACCCAGACUGGAUGCUGAUUAACUGUCAAAAGAGCUGUGGACUGUGCUAUGACGAGGACCCCAGCGGUGAUUCGUUAGUCGAACCACUCGUUUUCGUGGGUUCUGAAGAUCACAACAUGUACGCACUAAGCGCCGCAAACGGAAACGUCAUCUGGAAAUACCGAACUCUUGGCAAGAUCCUGUCAUCUGCGGCUCUCAGCCAGGACGAAGAGAUUGUUUACUUUGGUUCCAACGAUGGCAACGUGUAUGCCCUUGCUGCGGCCGAUGGUUCUCUCGUUUGGAAAGUGAAGACCGGAGGUGCUGUCGUGGCAAGCCCAACCGUGGCUGUGGACGGAACAGUUUAUGUCGGGUCCCAGGAUAAAUUUGUCUAUGCGCUGGAUAGCAAAGGCGAGUUCGCUUUGUGGACUACAAAUCUUCAGUGUCCCAUAUGGGGUGCUGUUACAGUAGACAACAAACGAGGGCUGUUAUUCACCGGGUGUGCCUCGGAUAAAUCGAACACUUCGGACUCACGGGACGCAUCUCAUAUUUUCGCCUUAAACGCUAAGUCGGGUGAGAUCGUUUGGAAGUUCGACAGUGCCGGAAGCGUUUAUGGCUCACCCGCUCUCCUGCCCGGCGGUCGCACCGUCUUCUUUGCUUCCCUAGACCAUAACAUCUACGCUCUUGACCGCGAAACUGGUAAGCUGUACUGGUCAUGUGACACGGGUUCUGAAGUGGAGUCUUCUCCAGUGGUGAGUAAGUUAGAUGGCACACUGUACGUCGGCUUGAUCAAGGAUCAGUUGAUUGCUGUCGAUACCAUCGAUGGACCUUUGGCGGGAAAAAUCAAGUGGACAGUGAAUACUGGCGGGGAGGUGGUGUCGUCACCUGUUAUCACUGAGGAUGGGAGGGUGAGUAAGAAUAAUUAAUUGGCCUGUGUCAAGAACGAUUAUAUCCUGCAAUGUACCACUAUUGGCUUGUAUUUAGAAUGAGCUCAAAUCCUCUAGCGAUUAUAAUCCCUCUUCUGUGGGAGGCGCUAUGACCUAAUGCUUAGCGCGCUCGUCUCCGGAUUGAGUGGCAAUGAUAUUUUAUGUCAUUGCAGUAUGCUUGGACUCGUAAUGUCCAUUUAACGACCGCACUGGAUAUUGUUUUACUAUGCGGUAUUCUUGUAUGUAUAAGUAAUUUUUGAGUCUCGUAUUGUUACCCCCACCCCAAAAAAAGAGGUUUUACGAACGGAAAAUAGACCAAUUUUCAGCCUAACACAAUAGACCUCAGUACGAGGCUGUGGGAAUAACUACAGAGUUUGUGGGGCUUAUUCCCCAAAGCCUCGUACUGACGUCUAUUGUUUUAGGCUGAAUUUCGUUCGAUUAUAAUCCUCGUUCCCCUCCCCCUCCUCCCUCGUGAAAAUCAUGCCAGUCAAGAAGUCUUUUGGACAUUA